UUAGUAGGUCUCAGGGCUCUGGUCCUCCCGUCCUGCCCUUCAUCCUUCAGGGACCCAGGAUUCUGCUGGCCCUCCUUGGUCCUACCGUGGAUCCUACCCAGACCAAGCUGGCUGCUUCCUGUUGCUCAUCCAGGCUGGGCAGUCAAUUAAUGGGCGACAGGGCCACCACCUUCCCAAUUAGUCUUAUUAGCCUCUUGCUCACACACUGGAGCCAGGGCCACCCCUCGGGGAGGGGCUGUGAGUGGCCUGUGAGUAACCAAGGCCCAGCUAUGACAGGGGUCCUCAGCCCAGGCCUGUCUCCGGGCUGAGGCCUUGGCGUCCAGCACCUGCGGGCCGUCCCUGGAGCCCCCCGGAAGGGACAGGUCAGGGAACUGGCUUUGGAGUGCAGACUCCAAAGGUCCGCUCGCUGAUGACACACGUAAUAGCUGUGCGGCAAGCAUGGUACUUGGGCAGUGACAGCAGGGCGUGGGGUGUAGAUCCUUAUACCCGGAGGAAGAGAGUGGAAGCUGAGUGAAGGGUCUCAGGGAAAGGGGGGCGUGGAUCCAGAGGCUGUGGAGGGCUCCCAGGCGGGGUUAACCGUGAGGCGGGGGUGCGGGCCACAGCAGGUAGCCGGUACUGAAGGGAAAGUUGAAAUGCCCACAUCUGUGCGUGGAGGGAGGACGAGCAGUCAGAGAGGCCAACACUGGGGAAGGCAGGAGGGUGAAGGAGCCAGGGGACUGGGCCCCAUGGUGAGGGUGGCCGCCCGGGAGUGAGCGGCCUUCGGGGCAGAGCACCUGGUUCCAGGUUAGGCAACGAGGAGCCCGGGCAGGCCAGCCAGGUGUUCCCAGGGCCAUGAUGCCCCACACUGCAGCCACCCCUGCUGCUGAGUAGGCAAUACCCAAACAUUACUUCAGCUCCUCCCGGCCACACCAACUUCCCCCCCCCCCCCGCCCCCGGCACCUCCACCUCCACCUCUCCUCCCCUCCCCACAGUGACUCCUGCCCGGGAAAUGUCCAGCCCUGACAUAAAGGCCCCGGGUGUCCACGAGCUGCUGUCACUCAGGAGGCCACACAGUCCAAGAUGGGCUCUGCGCGAGCAUCCCGGAUAGGGCUUGUGGGAGGGCGGGGGAUGUUGGCAUUGCUGCUGGCCAGUCUCCUCCUGCAAGGGACCUUGGCCAAGAGCAUUGGGACCUUCUCAGACCCCUGCAGGGACCACACGAGUAUCACCUCCCCCAGUGACCCCUGUCUCCUGGGGAAGGGGAGCUCCAGCAGCUUCAGUAGCCAAAGUGGCUCCAGCAGUUCCAGCAGUUUUCUUUCGAGUUCCAGUGGCUCCCGUGGUGGCUCCAGUGGCGGCUCCAGUGGCUCCAGUGGCUCCCGUGGUGGCUCCAGUGGCGGCUCCAGCGGGUCCAUUGCUACCCAGGGUCGUUCUUCAGGAUUUCCGUUAUUUAAGCCAGGAACGGGGUAUUCGCAGAUAAGCUACUCCUCUGGACCUAGCCCUAGUCUACAGGGUGCAUCUAGUUCCUCCCAAUCAGGAAGCCUCAGCUCCCAGUCUGGAGGAGGCUCGAGCUCUUCUGUUUCCCAGAUCUCCUCGAUGUCCAGCAGCAGUGGCCAGGAGGUCAACGCCAAGCUGAGUCCCUGUAGUUCCAACAUCCCUGACUCUCCCUGCAGUGGGGGACCCAUCGUCUCGCACUCUGGCCCCUACAUCUCCAGCUCCCAUUCUGUGUCUGGGGGUAAAAUGCCUGUAGUGGUGGUGGUGGAGCAGCAUGGCUCUGGUGGCCCCAGAGUGGGUCAAAGCGUCCCCUGUAGCAAUGGUGGCCUUCCAGGGAAGCCCUGCCCCCCCAUCACCUCUGUAGGCAAAUAUGGCAGCUAUGAGGUGGUGGGUGGCUCCUCUGACAGUUAUCUGGUCCCAGGCAUGACCUACAUCAGGGGCAAAAUCUACCCGGUGGGCCACUUCAUCAAAGAGCACCCCAUCAAAGGCUCUCCAGGGGUUCCCUCCUUUGCAGCCGGGGCCCCCAUCUCUGAGGGCAAAUACUUCUCCAGCAUCCCCAUCAUCCCCAGCCACAGCUCUUCUAGUUCCAACAUCUACCAGUCAGGAGCUUCCUCGGCCAUUGUGUUCCAGCCGGUGGGCUCUGGUGGGGUCCUGCCCUAUGGCGUUGGCUCCAAGGGCUCUAAGGAGCCCUGCUCCCUCUCUAGCUCUGGAGUCCACAGCAGCUCUAGCCUUUCCAGCAGUUCUGGUUCAUCUUUCCAGCCCUGUGGUGGUGUUUCCCAGAGGCCCAGCUCCUCACCAGGCACUGGCUCCUUCAGUGGCAGCUCCAGCUCCCAAUCCCAUGGCAAAAUCAUCCUCCAACCCUGUGGCAGCAAGUCCAGCUCUUCUGGUCACUCUUGCAUUUCUGUCUCCUCUUCAACAUUGAGUAGGCGUCGAGCUGGCUCUUCCCAACAUGACCCCUCAGCUGGUGCCAAGCCCUGUGGCUUUGGCAGCUCUGGAACGAUCCCCUGCCACUCCAUCCGGGACAUCCUAACCCAAGCGAAACCCCUGGGGCCCCAGCUAGCUGACCCUGAAGUUCUCCUACCCCAGGGAGAGUUACCUAACAGUCCAUAAAGCAGAUUUUGCCUACACACACGUGCAGGCACA
Orcinus orca (killer whale) is the source of this 2610-nucleotide messenger RNA. It is a transcript of the gene CDSN, whose product is annotated as corneodesmosin. Lineage: Eukaryota; Metazoa; Chordata; Mammalia; Artiodactyla; Delphinidae. The record is from RefSeq and is a predicted model, not a curated record. The coding region runs from base 1060 to 2577 and encodes 505 amino acids. The transcript has 2 exons. Gene Ontology annotation, biological process: cell-cell adhesion; skin morphogenesis. Gene Ontology annotation, molecular function: protein homodimerization activity.